Molecule: messenger RNA, 5555 nt
Organism: Sphaerodactylus townsendi
Lineage: Eukaryota; Metazoa; Chordata; Lepidosauria; Squamata; Sphaerodactylidae
Product: heparan sulfate glucosamine 3-O-sulfotransferase 3A1-like
Exons: 2
Coding region: 909-1925 (338 amino acids)
Molecular function (GO): [heparan sulfate]-glucosamine 3-sulfotransferase activity
Source: RefSeq, a predicted model, not a curated record
GCUACAACCAAGAGCUCCACGUGUGGCAGCAGCUGGAGCAGCCGGGAAAGGCAAAUCCCCCCGGAAAGGUGACAGGCGAUUGGAAGGCUGCUCGCCCACCUCCCCAGCCACCCGUUCGCGCGAAGUCGCUAAUGAGUCAAGCUGGCAUAAGCCGAAGGAGGCACCGACAAACCAGCGCGGCGUCGGAAGCCACCAGCAGCAAUUGAACCUCCCUGGCUCCGGGCUGGCUGCUUGCAAAGAGCCUCCAGUCUCAGGAUCGCAGCCUCUUCCUCCUCACGAUCUUUCCCCUGGAACUGGCUUUCCUCGGCGGCCUGGGCUGCACGGGAUCUAUCUCGGCAAGGCGGUGGAGCUCGGCAUCCCUGCUCGGGAGGAGAUCUGUCAGCUGAAGGACCUCUGCAGAUCCUGGCACAGACCACCAGCUCUAGCCUGGGGCUGCCUUCUCGCGUUUGACGCCCCGCAGCUGCCUGGAUGCCCGUGCGCACUAGGGAUAGGGACCCAAUACUGCUGGUGCUGAGACGGCUGCCCACGGCCCCCGUUUCGGUGCGCGACCAACUCCUCCUCUCAGGUCUCCCCCAGACGGGAUGUUUCUGGUCGCGCUAGGAGCUCGCUGAAGUUGAGGCCAAGGGGCUGCGAUGCCCGCGCCUCCUUCAGGGCCUGCCUCUCGGUCCCAGGACCCCAGAUUUUGCUGCCAACCCCCACCCCACCCCGAGCUUUUGGCCCCUUGUGCACUGGGAUGAGGUGUGGGUGCAACCCUGAGCCCUAAGGAGCGGAGGGGGACCUUCCUCCGCCGCCCGAGCCCGGCAGCAGGCCCCGAUCCGAGCCCUCUGUCCAUGGGGCUGCCUGGUCCCCGCCACAGCUAAGCGGCUGAGCGUGGGGGGCGAUGGCCCCGGCCCGGGGGGCCGCCUAGCAUGGCCCGGGGAGCAGCGCCCCCUGCCUCCUCGUCAGGCCCCGAGCCCUUGCCCCGCCGCGCCUUGAGGAAGCUGCUGCUGGUGCUGGGCUCCCUCCUCAUGUCUCUCUACGCCAGCUAUUGCCUAGCCGGGGCGGCGCGGGUCCUCGCUCGGGAUCCGGCCCCGAUCCCUGGGGUUCAGGGGGAGGAGGCGGCCGGCACGCCCCGGGAUCCCUCCCUGCAGCCCCAGCCGGGAGGAGAAGGCAGCAAGCGCCUUCCGCAGGCGGUGAUCAUCGGCGUGAAGAAGGGCGGCACCCGGGCGCUGCUCGAGUUUUUGCGGGUGCAUCCGGACGUCAGGGCGGCGGGCGCCGAACCCCACUUCUUCGACCGCAACUACCAGCGGGGGCUCACCUGGUACAGGGAUUUGAUGCCAAGAACCCUCGAUGGGCAGAUCACCAUGGAGAAAACUCCCAGCUACUUUGUCACCAAGGAAGCACCUGCUCGCAUCUCUGCCAUGUCGAAAGGCACCAAGCUCAUUGUGGUGGUGAGAGACCCGGUUACCCGAGCCAUUUCUGACUACACACAAACUUUGUCCAAGAAGCCUGACAUCCCCACCUUCGAGAGCCUGACCUUCAAAAACAGGACUACGGGCCUCAUUGAUACCUCCUGGAGUGCCAUUCAGAUUGGCAUUUAUGCCAAGCAUCUGGAAAAUUGGCUCCUCUAUUUCCCUAUUGGGCAGAUUCUCUUUGUCAGUGGGGAAAGGCUAAUCAGUGACCCUGCUGGCGAGUUAGGCCGAGUCCAGGACUUCUUGGGUCUCAAAAGGAUCAUCACAGAUAAACACUUCUACUUCAACAAGACCAAGGGCUUUCCGUGCCUGAAAAAGGCAGAAGGCAGUAGCAAGCCGCAUUGCCUGGGCAAAACGAAAGGGCGGACCCAUCCAAACAUCGACCAGAAGGUGGUCCAGAGGCUACGGGAGUUCUACAGGCCUUUCAACAUGAAGUUCUACCAGAUGACUGGACAAAACUUUGGCUGGGAUUGAGGCUGGAAAAAAAUAAUUUAAAUGAAUAAAAAGGAAAAUAUAUUUUUGUACAUAUCAAUGAAGAAGGGAAAUUAAUAUUUGUGCCGAUGUGUGGUGGUUCCAAUUAAUAUUUUAAUUUUGGCACAAAAAUGUCAUGGUUUUCUAUUUUACUUACUUUAUUGGUCAGGAUUUACAGUAUCUACUUCCAUGGAACCAGAAGUUCGAGUUGAGGACUGGAACAGUAAGCCUGGUUAUUUACCUCAGUGAGUCCAAGAUGUAGAUUCUUCAUGAUAGACAAGAUACACCUUUCCAUUUAUGUUUUUUAUGGCAGAGGUUGGAUUCCUCAAUCAGUUAAUUCUGGGUUCAGUGCCUAGAUUUUAAAACUAGCAUUUCCACUUGCGGUCCCCGGUCCCAGAGUUAUCCAACUGUUCCCAACCACGGCCAGGUCUUUUUCUUGGUUUAGGCCCCAGCCUGGUGGAAUUCUCUGUCUAAUGAAACCUGGGCCCUGGAGAAUUUAGUUCAGUUCCACAGAGCCUGUAAGAUGGAGAUUCUCUACCAGACCUAUGGUUGAGGAAGCUAGCCUCUCAUCCUCAGCCCUCCUUAAAUUCAUAUUGAAUGCAACAUUUUGGGAGGAGGGGUGGCAUAUAGCUAUAAAGAAGGAAAAAUUCUGGAAUUAUAAUUGAAUGUGAUUUUAUUGAUUUCACUACACUGAUUUUUAUUAUUGGAUUUAGUGUCUGUAUCCCUUAUGAGUCUGUCUGUAUUAUGGUGGAAGUUCCCCUCAGCCAGGCUUUGCUGAUGGAGGGCAAUGUAUAAAUUGAAUAAAUAGAUAAAUAAAUGGAGAGGAGGGGGUUUUCUCUGACCACUCAGACAGUUUAUUCUAAAGAUCAUGGGGCCUGCAUGGCCAAAAGCCAUGUGGAACAGGAGGUGUAUUAAGGAGCAUAAUAAUUAAGUGAGAUGGAGUGAAGAAAGCUGUUUGGAUCCAACCUAAUACUACUAGGUCAGUGUUUGUGACUAAAUAACAGUAUGAAAUAGAUUUUUGUUUUGGCUUUAGCAUGUCCUAUGGAGGGCUUUUGCAUAACCACAAAAGUUGCUCAGGAUAGAUUCAACAUGAGAAUGUUUUCAGAGUGAUCGAUGUGCAUAAACAUUUUGCAAGCUGUGUGGAACUUCAGAUCCCAGUGUUCUAGAGCAAAGGUAAUUUAUUCACUCAUCUGAUUCUCCACCUUUCUUUAUAAACAUAUGUAACAUCAUCUCUGGGUGAGAGAGAUAAUCAGGAACAGAAGGUAUUGCUGAAGUCCUACUGUAGCAUUACCAUUUCUUAAGGUCUGACAGUAGUUGUCUGUGCUAGUGACCUAAAGCACACCCACAGGACUGGACCAUUAGGCAUUUACUGAAGAGUGAUGUGCAGCCUUGUCUGAACACUUGACUCUAAACCGAGCCCUUUUGCAAAGAAGAUCCAGUAUCCAAACUCAUUAAGAUAAAGUAUCUUCGCUAUAAUUUGAAAGGCUUUAUUCCUCCAUCCCCCAUCAUACCCACCUGUUGCCUCCAUAAAGCCUUAUAUUAGCUCAGAUUUCUCUAUCAGAGCCUAGUGACAGCUGGGCUGAGCUGAAGAGUCAACAGUAGGGAGCAAAAAAACACAGCCGCUUUCUCUAUCAUCCUCCCCCCCCCCCCCAACACACACAAUUAAGCACAAGAGGUUCUAAGGUCACUGCUCGUAACAGUCAACCAAUCUGCUCAGCCUCCUGUCUCAACUCCGAAUGUUCCAUCUCUAGCCUUAAAUCCUUUUUUGGCAGGAUCUUGUGCCAUAAAACAUCUGGGUAAACAUUUUAUAAUCACCCAAACAAAGAAGGGAAAGUAGCUAUUAGGUCAUUUGAGAAUGUAACAUUGGACAAAUCUGGCUUGCUCCCUCUCACAUCAGCUCUUCUGUCUGAGGUCCUUCGGCGAGCUUGAUUCAUCCCAAAUACAGAAAUCACCUUAUAUAGACACUCCACUGGCUGUGACCACAAGAGAAAAACAACAGCUGCAAUAAUUGUAGUUUUCCUGCUCACUCAAACAGAAAAGGAUGUGUGUGUGUGUGGGGGGGCAAUAAUGUACCCCUGAAGCUGAUGCCAGAAGGCACAAAAUAUCUCACUUGAGAAAUUAACAACUUAUUGACAAAGAAUUGAAAUGUAUUCAGUCCCCAUCUCAUUCACUUAAUAAAAUUCUCUGGAGAAAAGCUGUCUUUCAAGACAUAGUACAUUGUUAUUCAAAUUGUUUAACAAAAUAAAUAAAAAAACAGAAACAGGUUAAUACAACAGCUUGUUAGUCUCUGUCAUCUUCAACUCAGCUGAAUAUUAGUAUAAAUUAUGACCAGUCAUUCUCAGUAAUCUCUCAGUUGUAAGGUAACAGCUUGAAUCCAAUCAGCUGCACAGCCUUGCAGUAUGUGAGCAUCAUGACUACCACAUAAGUUGGUUGCACUUGUCUGGCACUCUUUGCCCUAUCCGCUACAAUUAUCUGCUGGCAGGGCAAGUAUAGUGUUCCAACGGCAAUGUGCUCAAUAGUCUUUUUGUGAUAUUGCAAAUCCUCUUUUGCAGUCUUUCAGGUAUCAUACCUUAGUGUUCCUAUCACAUCCCUGCUUUGAGAUUAAGUUGUCCUUGACAGACAUCUAUUAAAAGUAUUCCAAAUUAUUUAAUUUCAACUGUUCCAGAGCAUGCUUAUUAAGUUAUUGCAUGCAUGUGUGAACACACACACACACACACACACACACACACACACACACACACACACACACACACACACACUCACUCUUCUUAUUUGUAUAAAGUCUCCAGCAUAAUGAGUUGGUUUUACUGUUAAAAAGGAUUUUAGUGAAGAAUGUAAAGAUUUUUUUGGAUUCUGGAUUGGAUUGGUUUCAUAGUGGAUGAUCAGUUGGACAUGGUCAAGGGGAUUCCAUCUCUGUAAUUCUCUUAAGGUCAUCCAAGAGAAUUGAACAGGAGCUUACAAUUGCAAUGCACAUACUGUAACAUACAACUUAAAGGCAAACACUGGUUUCUAGCUUGUUGCUGAACCAGUAAUGCAAUGCUGAAUUGAGGCCCAGAUGAACAUAGGAUUUACUUUAAUAUGACAGAGCAGUGUUUCAAAAUAACCAGUUUCAGUAAUGUACUGAGGAGUAUAAAACGUAAAACUUCCAAGAUUGAAAAGCAAAACAAUAAUCCAGCUUUUUAACAGUGCUCCUAAGGAAUAUUUCUUGCCACAAUGGGAUGAACAAUGAACGUGCAAACUUGUUGCUAGGUAAAAUUAAAAACCAGAUUAUCAAGGGACCUUAUGAAUGAAUUGUUCUUUUCAGUGCAUCUGGUAUACUAAAUGCAAAUGAAGAUUCUUUGGAUCUUAUUCAAGAGCAUACUUUGUGAAGUUUAUUUAUUUGAAAUAGUUAUUACUUUAUCUCUCAGUUUUACCCAGCAUAUUCCAUAUAAGGCCUGCCAAGAGAGAUAUCAAUUCCUUUUUAUUAACAGAAAAAAACUUCUUUCCUAAACUCAUUAUAUUUUAUGUUAUUUCUUUGCUUUGUAAUCCUCUCAUUUCUUCACUUUGAUGCUAUUUCUGUAUGAGCUGAAGACUUUUAAUUUAAUUUAAGGCUGAAGAAGCACAUAUUUUAAUAAAGUUUACGGGUACUGAGAG